Molecule: messenger RNA, 1347 nt
Organism: Microdochium trichocladiopsis
Lineage: Eukaryota; Fungi; Ascomycota; Sordariomycetes; Xylariales; Microdochiaceae
Product: pyridoxal-dependent decarboxylase
Exons: 2
Coding region: 1-1347 (448 amino acids)
Cellular component (GO): cytoplasm
Molecular function (GO): ornithine decarboxylase activity
Source: RefSeq, a predicted model, not a curated record
AUGGCAACGGCUGCCCUGCACCCCCACGCACCGGUUCAAUUCGAAAAUAAUCCAAUUUUCGUCCACAAGCAGCCGGAAUUCGAUCAGCAGAACAGUCGCCAUGGCGCAAUCUAUGCAAAGCAGAUGAUUGGCGAUGCUCUCCGCCAGCGCGUAGAGAGUAUCGACCACGAAACCUGCGAGCCCGGAGAUGAAGAUACCUUUUUUGUAGGUGAUCUCGGCGAGGUCUACCGCCAGCAUAUGCGCUGGAAGAAGAACCUACCCCGAGUCAAGCCUUUCUAUGCCGUCAAAUGCAACCCCGACCCCAAGGUCAUUCAGCUCCUGGCUGCCCUUGGCACAGGCUUCGACUGUGCCUCCAAGGCCGAGAUUGAGCAGGUCCUGAACAUUGGCGUCGACCCUACCCGCAUCAUUUACGCACAGCCCUGCAAGACCAACUCGUACGUGCGCUAUGUUGCCAACCAGGGAGUCAAGCAGAUGACUUUCGACAAUGCCGACGAACUCCGCAAGAUUGCCAAGCUCUACCCCGAGGCUGAGCUUUAUUUGCGCAUCUUGACCGAUGACUCCUCCAGCUUGUGCCGUCUUAGCCUCAAGUUUGGCGCGUCCCUUGACGACACCGACAACCUGCUUGCACUCGCCAAGGAACUCGGCCUGAAUGUCGUUGGUGUCAGCUUCCACGUAGGCUCGGGAGCCUCUGACCCUCUUGCCUUCCUCAAGGCCGUUCAGGAUGCCAAGCACGUCUUUGGCCAGGCUGCCAACCAUGGGUACGACCUCAAGACGCUCGAUGUCGGCGGUGGCUUUUCUGGCGAAACCUUCGAGCAGAUGGCCGCCGUCCUUCGUGAUGCCUUGGACGAGUAUUUCCCGCCCAACAUCAGCAUUAUUGCUGAGCCCGGCCGGUAUUACGUGUCCACUGCCUUCACUAUUGCCUGCAACAUCAUCGCCCGCCGUUCCAUCCACAACCCAGUCUCGGGCGAGACCAGCUACAUGGCUUACCUCAAUGACGGUCUGUACGGCAACUUCAGCAGCAUCAUGUUUGACCACCAGCACCCUGAGGCAAAGGUUCUGCGUGUGGCCAAUAACACUCUGUACAACACCCCCUAUGCCCACGCCCUGCCUGAGACCCUCAGUGCCGGCAUCGAAUACUCCUUCUGGGGGCCUACCUGCGAUGGUAUUGACCGCAUCACCGAGAGCAUCCGCUUUGACCAUGAGCUUGAUGUGGGUGAUUGGCUCUAUUUCGAGGACAUGGGCGCUUAUACGAAGUGCUCCGCCACCAAGUUCAACGGGUUCAGCGACAGCCACGACGUCAUCUACGUCUGCAGCGAGCCUGGCGCGGUCGCCAUUCUGGGGCUUUGA